UUACUUUAAACUUUCAACUCAUAACUAACACUUUGUAUAGAAGAAAGAUGGUACUGGUUUCUUCAAUUAAUCAGACUUAGCUUCUUGAAAAAGAAACAUCCCCAAAAUUUCCCCUUUGUGAAAGGUCAAUUGGAUUGCACAAAGUCAAACUGUCUAAUCUACUAAUCCAUCUAACUCAACCUAAGUUUCCAGUAUAUAUACACAUCCUAAUUCGCAGUCAUUUUACUACUUGAACAAAAAACACAUCAAAUAUUAUUUCAAAACACAAUUCACACGCCAAAAUGGUGAUGAAGAGAAACAGAGAAGGAUCAGAUCUCGAAGACAUACACACGAUGGCCAAUUGCUUGAUGCUAUUAUCCGGCAGCGGCGGCGGCGGCGGCGAAAUUAACCGCGUUUUCGAGUGCAAGACAUGCAACCGGCAGUUUCCGUCGUUCCAGGCGCUCGGCGGUCACCGCGCGAGCCACAAAAAGCCGAGGCUGGGAGACGAUCGGGAGGCGUCGCCGCCGAAGCCGAAGACACACGAGUGCGCCAUCUGCGGCCUGGAGUUCCCGAUCGGGCAGGCGCUCGGCGGCCACAUGAGGCGCCACAGAUCCGAGACCGUUCAGAAACUGUUGCCGUCGCCAGAUCUGUCGCUGUCACCGUCACCGUCACCUUUACCUCCAAUCGUGAAGAAACCGAAUAGCCGGAGAGUUUUGUGUCUGGAUUUGAAUCUGACGCCCUCGGAAAAUAAGUUCAUGUUUGGCAACGUCGCCCUUAAUGUAUUUUUCUGAUUAGUAUGGGAGAUGAUUUAUUCAUUUGUUUGUAGGAUUAAACAGACCCUAGCAUAGAUAGCACCCAUGGAUUCAGUCAUUUAUCCUUUGUACAGAAUUUUUAAUUUCAUUAAAAUUAAGUAUAUUCUUUCGUUCAUUUGAGAAAUAAACGAUUAUUUACUUCGUGUUUAA
This is a messenger RNA of Salvia splendens (bonfire salvia), 941 nucleotides long. Its product is annotated as zinc finger protein ZAT12. Lineage: Eukaryota; Viridiplantae; Streptophyta; Magnoliopsida; Lamiales; Lamiaceae. The transcript has a single exon. The record is from RefSeq and is a predicted model, not a curated record. Bases 282 to 770 code for a protein of 162 amino acids.